This is a messenger RNA of Leptinotarsa decemlineata (Colorado potato beetle), 1403 nucleotides long. Its product is annotated as trypsin-1. The record is from RefSeq and is a predicted model, not a curated record. Gene Ontology annotation, biological process: proteolysis. Gene Ontology annotation, molecular function: serine-type endopeptidase activity. Lineage: Eukaryota; Metazoa; Arthropoda; Insecta; Coleoptera; Chrysomelidae.
UUUCACUAUCUCCAACGCAAACCAUCAACACAGGACAGUCGAGUCGCUACACUUUGUCUCAAUAUAUCAUUUGCUGUUUUCGCAUCAUACCCCCGGGCAGAUAUGUGCAAAUAUUCAGUUUUGUGUGCAAUCCUGGUUGUUGUGGUCGGUUUUGUGAUUGGAGACGAAAAUUUCAGACAACAGAACUCUUACGGGCAGAAAAUUAUAGUGUACCAAAACCCAAACAUAGUUUCGAGCACCAACCUCAUAAAACCGACGUCAUCAUCAGUCGCACACAAGCCAGGCGUGCCACCGCAUUGGACACAACAGUUAACAAGGCCGUCUUCGACCAGAAGACCCUACAUUCCCCCAAACAAACCGCUGGACCUCUACGGAAGCUCCAUAAUCCCUUUGAAGUUCUCUGAUAACGCGGCGAACAACUUGGUCGCAGAAAAUACAGUGGAGUCCAAGCCUCUGGUGAUAAAGAAGAACAAUUCGAGUAAUAGUCAACAACAUGCUUAUUCGGAGAAAGCAAAUGUAAUCGAUUGGUUUUUAGGAGUGGUUGGAAUCAAUAAUAAUGAUACUGGUACCCCUGCUCCACAGAAGGAAUGCCAAUCUUGCAGAUGCGGACAAACAUUUCAACGAGUAAGGAUUGUUGGAGGAGUAGAAACAAUGAUCAACGAGUAUGUUUGGAUGACGGCUCUAAUGUAUGGUAAAUCAUUUUAUUGUGGAGGUUCCCUAAUCAAUAAUAAAUAUGUCUUAACUGCUGCGCAUUGCGUGAACGGUUUCAAUAAAGAUAGAAUCACUGCUGUUUUCUUGGAUCAUGACAGAUCUAGCUCCACUGAGACCAAAACCAUUUCGAGGAAGAUUAAAAAUAUCCUCAGGCACCGAGGGUAUGGAUCCGGGGGUAAUUAUAAUAAUGAUAUCGCUCUACUUCAGCUGGACCAAGAACUGAAUUUGACUGGAAUGCUGAAGCCUGUAUGUUUGCCCCCAACGGGAAAGAGUUUUACGGGGUAUGAAGGAAUUGUAACGGGAUGGGGAGCCACCAAAGAACACGGCCAGACAUCAAGUAAACUUCGAGAGGUAAAAGUUCCCAUCAUGUCCAAUAUCGAUUGUAGAAAAACAGGUUACAAAAACAGGAUAACGGACAAUAUGAUGUGUGCAGGUUUUCUCAAAGGCGAAAAAGACUCUUGCCAGGGUGACAGCGGUGGGCCUCUACACAUUGUAAAUGGGACAAGUCACCAGGUUGUGGGAAUCGUUUCAUGGGGAGAAGGAUGUGCAGCACCGAAUUUUCCAGGCGUCUAUACGAGGGUGAACAGGUAUAUUUCUUGGAUAAGAAGUAACACUAGAGAUGCCUGCUAUUGUUGAUGAUUAUAAUGUUAGAGUAAUCGUUUUUAUUUAAUAAAUGUAUUUAUUUAUCUGGA